Molecule: messenger RNA, 1608 nt
Organism: Selaginella moellendorffii
Lineage: Eukaryota; Viridiplantae; Streptophyta; Lycopodiopsida; Selaginellales; Selaginellaceae
Product: pentatricopeptide repeat-containing protein At4g02750
Exons: 1
Coding region: 1-1608 (535 amino acids)
Molecular function (GO): protein binding
Source: RefSeq, a predicted model, not a curated record
AUGCUAUCAGUCUACUCGCAUCAUGGUCAACUUGACGAAGCAAGAAUUGUGUUUGAAGAAAUGCCUGAGCGAGACACAAUUUCGUGGAACUCUAUGCUAGCAGCAUAUAUUCAAAGCGGGAAUUUGCGAGAAGCGUUGUCCUUGUUAGAAAGGAUGCCAAGAAAAAAUUUGGUGUCAUACAACUUAAUUCUAAGCGCUUUAGCCGCUCAAGGUCUCUUUGACGAAGCAAAGGAAUUCUUUGCUAAAAUUCCCAAUCCAAGCAUUAUCUCGUGGAAUACACUCCUUGCUGCAUAUACUCCAAUUGGGCAUCUUUACGAGAUCAUCAAGCUUUACGACCAAAUUCCAAACAAGGAUAUAAUCUCAGACACGGCACUCUUGAAUGCCUUUUCUGAAAAUGGGAAACUUGAGCCAGCAAAGAUGGUAUUUGAUGGAAUGGAGGAAUGGGACCUUGUGUCAAUGAAUGCAAUGCUAGCGGCAUUUUGUGACAGUGGGAGCUCGUUCAAUGCCAAGGAGAUGCUCAGUUGGAUGUGUGCCCGGAAUCUUAGCUCUUGGAACUGCGUUCUCCGAUCAUUUGCUCUUGAUGGGGAUCUUGACGAGACAAAGAGAUUAUUUGACAAAAUGCCCGAGUGGGACCAAAUGUCUUUCAAUUUCAUGCUUCCGGCAUAUGUCUCAGGCGGGCAUCAUGGUCUUGCUAAAGUAAUGUACGAAACACUACUUCCUGAGAAAGAUUCCUUUUCACACGUCGCCAUGCUAAGUGCCUACACUGUACAGGGCAAGGUUGACGAUGCAAAGCUUUUGUUUGAUAGCAUGCCAUACAGGUCUCUUUUUAUUUGGAACUCUAUGCUUUCGGCAUAUGCCCAAAACGGUCAUCCGGACAAUGCAAAACAUCAUUUUGAUGCCAUGCCCGAGUGGGACAUUGUCGCUUGGACCUCUUUAUUAUAUUCCAGAAAUUAUCAAGGAAAUGUGGAGGAAGCGAAGGUGUUGUUUGAGAAGAUGCCUGAGCGAGAUCUAAUCGCAUGGAAUGCUAUGUUUUCAGGACAUUCCCAACACAGGCAUUUAGAAGACUCAAAGUGCCUGUUUGAUUUGAUGCCUUCCCACAAUAUUGUCUCUUACAACACUCUGAUGGCAGCUUACUCUCAGCAUGGAUACAUCGAGGAUGCCCUCUUGCUCUUCCAGAAAAUGAGACACAGGAACUCUAUUUCGUGGAACACUCUACUUGUGUCAUAUGCUCAAAAUGAGCAUACUACUACUGGAAAGGCGUUUUUCUCAACCUUGCCCGAGCAAAAUCUGGUUUCUUGGAAUGUAGUAAUUGGAAUGUAUGCUUUAAAUGGGCAAACUGCACAAUCCUUGGAGCUCUUUAGAAACUGUGUUGCUGAUGGUGUCAAGCUGGAUGAUGUAUCUUUUACCUCUGCAUUGAUUGCUUUGAGCCAUAGCGGUGAGGUUGACGAUUCACUUUUUCUGUUUAAAUCAAUGAUAACAGACUACUUAGUAACGCCUGGCAAGCAACAAUAUGGUUGUAUCAUCUCCUUGUUUGCUCGUGGAGGAUAUGAUAGAUCCUGUAAAGAACUCAUUGAUACAAUGCCUUUCUUUCCUGAUACUCACGACUGA